AGUCAAUCCUCUUUGAUCUAUUCCAUAGAAAAAAUCAUUCAACGAAAUUUGUAGUGACAAGAUGAGUUUCUUGCUGAUUAUUUCGAUUUUUAGGCAGACAAAACUUGUUACACCUCUUCAACAUUUAGUAGCAAAGUGUGGGUAUGCAGCACCAGGAGGAGCUCUGGGAAAACCGAAAAAAGGGAAGAAAGGUACUGCGGGUCCUGGGAAAAUCGUUCUCCCAGUGGAAACAGAUCCCCACAAACUCGUAAAUUACGUCUGUGGCUCGAAUAUCUACAAAGAAGGUGAAGACAUUAAACUCAAACCUGAAAGUGAAUACCCGGAGUGGCUUUUCACUGAAAUUUGGACUGAGAGACCACCGAAACUCGAGGAACUAGACCCCAACACUAAAGCCUAUUGGAGAAGAUUGAGAAGAAUGGGGCUCAGGAGGAACAACCUUUUAGCAUCUCACAAAUCAGCUAAAACAUCUUACAAAAUAUAAAUAUAUCAUUAUACACGUAAUGUUCUUGAGGAAAAUAUAUAAAAAUAAUUGUUAUGAUGUUUGAAAAUUGAAUUAUAUUUUAUUGAAUAGUC
Molecule: messenger RNA, 573 nt
Organism: Fopius arisanus
Lineage: Eukaryota; Metazoa; Arthropoda; Insecta; Hymenoptera; Braconidae
Gene: mRpL54
Product: mitochondrial ribosomal protein L54
Exons: 2
Coding region: 62-481 (139 amino acids)
Cellular component (GO): mitochondrial large ribosomal subunit
Molecular function (GO): structural constituent of ribosome
Source: RefSeq, a predicted model, not a curated record